AUGGAAGAGUUUGAUGUUGGUCUGCAUGGAUUACAACUGGUUGUGCAACAACUUGUUAGGGUUGUCGUCGGACAACAACAUGAGGGUGAUCAAAGACAUGAAAUCUCAAAAGCGAACAAGAGGUUUCACUUUGGAAAUUGUUCUACAUAUGGUAAUGGUAAGGUGUGCUAUCAAUGUGACCAAGUAGGUCACAUUAGGAGAGGUUCAAGAACAUCUCAACAUGGAGGUAGAGGAUUUGGUGGUAGAGGUCAGAUACCAGCAGGAAGAGGUCAGAUGCGAGUGUUUGCUUUGACUCGUCAGGAUGCUCUGACAUCCAAUGCAGUAGUGACAAGUAUAUUUUUUAUUUGUUCGAGAGAUGCUGAUGUUUUGUUUGAUCCUGGAGCCACUCAUUCUUUUGUAUCCUUGUGGUUUGCUACUCGACUUGGUAAAUGUUCAUAUUCUUUAGAAGAGGCUUUAGUUAUGGCUCCACCUGUUGGAGGAAAUUUGCUUGCUAAGUCGGUGUAUUGUUCUUGUGAUAUAACUAUUGAGGGCAAGGUGUUGCUAGUAGAUUUAGUAGUUAUUGACUUGAUAGAUUAUGAUGUGAUUUUGGGUAUGGAUUGUUUGGCUUUUCAUCAUGACACUUUGGAUUGUCAUAACAAAGUGGUGAAAAUUGAGAUACCGGGGCAAUUAGUCUUCUCAUUUCAAGGAGAACGUUGUUGGGUACCACAUAACCAAAUCUUAACCUUGAGAGCUAGCAAGUUAAAGAGAAGAUGUUGUCAAGCGCACUUAGCCUUGGUAAGGGAUAUACAAGUGGUUGAGGAGAAAUUGGAAAAAAUUCCAAUAACAUGUGAAUUUCUAGAUGUUUUUCCUGAAGAACUUCCUGGGUUGCCACCUAAUAGGGAGAUUGAGUUCUCUAUAGACUUAGUUCCUAACACUCAUCAUAUAUCCAUACCUCCUUAUCGUAUGGCCCCAACAAAACUUAAGGAGUUAAGGGAGCAACUUCAAGAUCUUCUUGAUAUGGGUGUUAUUCUCCCAAGUUCUUCUCCUUGGGAAGCACCAAUAUUAUUUGUAAAGAAGAAAGAUUGA
This is a messenger RNA of Cicer arietinum (chickpea), 1065 nucleotides long. The record is from RefSeq and is a predicted model, not a curated record. Lineage: Eukaryota; Viridiplantae; Streptophyta; Magnoliopsida; Fabales; Fabaceae.